Messenger RNA from Impatiens glandulifera, 1517 nucleotides. RefSeq names its product fasciclin-like arabinogalactan protein 14. The record is from RefSeq and is a predicted model, not a curated record. Gene Ontology annotation, cellular component: plasma membrane. Bases 1 to 1011 code for a protein of 336 amino acids. The transcript has a single exon. NCBI's taxonomy places the organism in Eukaryota, Viridiplantae, Streptophyta, Magnoliopsida, Ericales, Balsaminaceae.
AUGGAUUUCAUCAAGAACAGUUUGAUCCUUUCUUUCAUCUUCAUGUUCUGUUUCUGUUACCAACAAUCUCAAGCCAUGAACAUCACCGACAUACUUUCUAGUUACUCAGAUUUAAGCACCUUCAGUAACUACCUAACCCAAACCCAAUUGGUAAACGACAUUAACUCCCGACAAUCAAUCACCAUUUUGGCUGUUGAUAACGGCGGCACCGGCUCACUUUCCGGCCAAUCAACCGACUAUGUUCGUACAAUCAUGUCUAUUCAUGUCCUUCUUGAUUACUUUGAUGUUGCCAAGCUUAGGAGUAUGGCUGGUGGUAGCACUCUGACACCGACUCUGUUUCAGACAACCGGCAGGGCGAUGAACCAACAGGGUUUUAUCAACAUGACCAUCACAACCGGCGGUGCUGUUCUUUUUGCCUCCGGUGCUGAAGGGUCUGGACGUGCUAGUUUGGUUAAGACUGUUGUCGCUCAGCCUUACAAUGUUUCGGUUUUGCAAGUUAGUGGAUUCAUAAUUCCUAACGGUAUUCAGAAUGGGAAUGGCGCUACUUCAACACCACCACCCCCACCGCCGCCACCCCCACCACCACCAUCAUCACCAGGCGUACUACCACCACCGACGACCGCAACCCCGCCGACAGCAACAAACACAACAACCCCACCGACAGCAACAAACACAACAAGCCCACCGACAGCAACAAAUUCAACAAGCCCACCAUCACCAUCAAUAAUAACUAGCCCACCUUCACCAACAACUGCAAGCCCUCCAACCAAAUCGAAAUCUCCAGCACCCAGUCCGGGUAGACCAGGCAAGGCCCCGUCCCCGUUUGGAUCUAAAACCGCACCAUCAAAAAGUCCAAUUGCCACACCGUCAUUGGGUAGCGCACCGGCUCCAGGACCCUUAGCAGAUGGGCCAGUGGCAGCUGAUGAUAAAGCGGGUAGCUCUACUGUCCGGUUCGGCGGUGGCUUAAUCCUGACGGUUGUAGCGAUCAGCACGUGGCUAACUCUGGGUUGAUCUGAGCUAGGAUUUGCCGGAAUAAGGCCUCCCCUUCCAACAGAUUGGAAGUAUUCAGGGCAUCUUUUGUAGGUGAAACUGUUUAUUCUUUCAAUUUUUCAAUUGACGAUAAGUCUGUCAUGUCAUGUCCAUCGAACCGAUCGGACAAUGUUGUAGAGAAAUUCCAUUUGUUGAACAUCAACAAUUACAAUAAUUAAUGAGAAGCAGAUUUACACGAAUUAUCUAUCUUAUAAAAAUUGUAACUUUCAUUUCAUUAAAAUGCAAUUUUAAGAGCUGAGCUCAAGGAAUCUUUGAGCCAUGGGAUGUUUAGCCUGAGAGAGAUGAUUAGGUUUAAGAACUUCAACGAUCUCUCCAUUGACAACAAGCGCCACCUGAUCAGCGAUCCUCUGGAUUUGCUUGAUGCUGUGGGAGACGAUGACAAUGGUGAUCCCUCUGUUAUUCUUUAGCUUCACAAGAACGUCUUCUAUGUUCUGCGUUGAUAUUGGAUCCAAAGCGCUUGUGGGUUC